Drosophila serrata is the source of this 755-nucleotide messenger RNA. It is a transcript of the gene Npc2d, whose product is annotated as Niemann-Pick type C-2d. NCBI's taxonomy places the organism in Eukaryota, Metazoa, Arthropoda, Insecta, Diptera, Drosophilidae. Gene Ontology annotation, molecular function: sterol binding. Gene Ontology annotation, biological process: intracellular cholesterol transport. The record is from RefSeq and is a predicted model, not a curated record.
AACAUGCAAGUCAAGGCAUUGAUACUGAUACUGAUCUCUCUGGGAUUAUUGGCAUUUGUCCAGGCGACGGAUGAGAAGCUACCGGCGACGGAAGUGAAGCGAUGCUCCGGAAGUAAACCCUUUCCGUUGGAGGUCCGCGUAGCAGGUUGCCUCACUCCGCCUUGUAACAUUGUCAAGGGAUCGACACAAAUCUUUGAGAUCGAUUUCGCUGUGGACAAGUAUAUAACCGAGAUGACGACUCUGGUGAAAGCCACCACUCUGGGUAUCAUCACGGUGCCCUAUGAGCUGCCCGCAGAUGUGGCUGCCGUGUGUCCGAAUCUCAUGUUUGGCGCAUAUUGCCCCCUGUAUCCCACCGAGGAUGUGACCUACUUGUUCUCCUUUCCCAUCGGCGAGUAUCCAGAGAUUGGUGUGAAGAUUGAGAUCUAUCUGGUGGACCAGGAUAAGCAGAUAGCCACAUGCUUUGUGUGCGAUAUAAAGGUGGUCAAGGGCAAUGGCGGCAACACGUUCUAUCAGCUGGACUAUCUCAACCGAGAGUAGGGUCAAAUUAGAGCGGAACUCAAUCAUUAAUUGGUCUAAAUUACUGUGAUAUAUGCAAGUCCCUUCCUUCUAUAUAUAUUUCCUUAUAUUUUUUUUCAAAAACAAAACAUCUUUCGCUGAGCUCACCCCCUAAAUGAUGCCUCAUGCAUAUUUAAUAAAAUUUUAAAAGCCUCAGACCCACUCAUGUAUGUGGGGGAGGUUUCCUUAAAAGUAUUCAA